AUGAGGAUUCAGGAACCAAAAGCACUCACCACCAUUGACAUGCAGUGUCCGAUGCAACUGCCAAAGUCGGCAACUAUCCUUUUACGACAAUCAAGCCGAAUCACGGUGUCAGCUAUGUCCCUGUGCAGUGUCCCUGUAAGCGCUUUGGGAAGCAAGACCAGUGCCGUCCUCGAUAUGGUAAACUUUUGUGGUGCAUACUUGAUCGCUUUGUUGGCUCACAGAGCACAAUUAGGCCGAUGUGUGGAUGGACAACGCUAUAUGCCGAUACAAAUCAUGGAUGUAGCAGGUCUUGUACCAGGUGCAUCAACAGGUGCAGGUUUAGGAAAUCAAUUCUUGGACGAUCUACGUCAUGCUCAAGGUCUUAUCCACGUCGUCGAUGUCAGUGGCACCACCGAUCAGAAUGGAAAGGAAACACAAGGUUACGAUCCAAUCAAUGAUAUCAAUUGGCUACGCACCGAGAUUCACAGCUGGAUCGCCAAUAACCUAUUGAAAAAGUGGUCUGGUAUCGUUCGUCGUCAUAUCGCAUUGAAGGCAAACGCCGUGGAUACCUUGCAAGUCCAAUUCUCAGGUUAUGGAUCCACAUCCAAUGUUGUGGCAAAGGCACUUGACAAGAGCGGUAUCAAGGAGCCCCUGGAGAAAUGGGAUGAGGAGACUGUAAAGAAGAUCGUUGAGUAUUUUAUGGAUGAGCGGUUUCCAACAAUUGUGGCCAUGAACAAAAUUGAUAUGGCGGAUGCUGAUAAGAAUAUCACAAAAAUCAUGCGACGCUAUGAUCAGAAUAAACUUGUGCUCACAAGUGCACUAGCCGAGAACUUUUUGCGAAAGCUUCACAAGCAAAAGUAUAUCAAUUACGUCGAAGCAACAGAGAUCGUCGAAACAAAAGAAGAUCUGCCGGAUUCAGAUCUCAAGACAAUGGAUGACAAGCUGAGAGGACGUGUUGAGAAGGUACAAGACCUUGUACUCUAUCGCUAUGGAUCGACUGGUGUGCAAGAGGUUUUGGAGAAGGCUGUAGAAAUGCUUGGAGUUGUUCCAGUGUUCCCAGUGAAGAAUCUCACGACAUUUGGAUCAGCAAGCUCGAACAAGCCUGGCGCAUUUAGAGAUUGUAUUCUGCUUUGGCCCAAUACAACUGUGCGUGAGUUUGCAAAGAUACUACAUCCAGAGAUUGACAAGUAUUAUCUCUACGCUGAGUGUGCUGGUGGCACACGGUUGGCGGAGGAUGCCAUCAUCACCAGCAAGAAUAAUAUCAUUUCGUUCAAGACUUCGCAAACCAUUAGCAACAAGAGCACAUCCCAUGAUAAUCCUAGUAAUACCAAUGAGAAAAAGUCGAGCAAGAAAUAA
Messenger RNA from Lichtheimia ornata, 1335 nucleotides. RefSeq lists its product as uncharacterized. Lineage: Eukaryota; Fungi; Mucoromycota; Mucoromycetes; Mucorales; Lichtheimiaceae. Gene Ontology annotation, cellular component: cytoplasm. The transcript has 11 exons. The record is from RefSeq and is a predicted model, not a curated record. The coding region runs from base 1 to 1335 and encodes 444 amino acids. Gene Ontology annotation, molecular function: GTP binding; ATP hydrolysis activity.